Molecule: messenger RNA, 423 nt
Organism: Solanum stenotomum
Lineage: Eukaryota; Viridiplantae; Streptophyta; Magnoliopsida; Solanales; Solanaceae
Exons: 1
Coding region: 1-423 (140 amino acids)
Source: RefSeq, a predicted model, not a curated record
AUGAUUGACAGUGUUAUCUUGGCUGCACUAACCCCCCGUAGGGGCUCUAUUGAUGAUCUGGCUACUAAAGUUGCUGCUUGUGAGAGCAGACAGGGGGAGACAUCUGAGGCUUUGGCUUUAAAAGCCAAAGUAGAAGAUUUGAGGAAGGACGUAGACUAUUUGAAGUCUACCAAUUUCACUUCAUUGAUGUGGGGUACAGACGACGAGGAUUCGCUUGAGACCGCGGGGAUUCCUCUGGAUACCACCACAGAUCUGCAGAGGGGUGGCACUAUAAAUAAGGAGUCAGAGGAAGAGGCCGACGAGGAGCUGAUAGAAGUACAUGAGGAGGAGAUGAGAGAGAGCCAAGAUAAGAGUAUAUUCAGAGAUUUUUCAGAUCUUGUGGAGACGGUUGUACAACAGGUGACCCAAACAUCUCUGACUUAG